This is a messenger RNA of Elaeis guineensis (African oil palm), 4719 nucleotides long. The record is from RefSeq and is a predicted model, not a curated record. Lineage: Eukaryota; Viridiplantae; Streptophyta; Magnoliopsida; Arecales; Arecaceae.
UUGCAGGAUGGGGGCCGCGUAGCGGUAGAUUUGCUGACUUGACUACCUUUCCCACCUGAUUUCCGGACUUUGUAUGGCCUGACUUUCCACCUGAGAAAACGCCGAAGCACCUCGAAGUCUACCAAACGGAAAUAAAAUAAUCUCUCUCUCUUUCUCUCUUUCUCUCCUCUGGAUUUUCUUUUAGGAUGGUGGCUCCUUGAUUUGCCAUAGUAAGAGGAGGAGAGCGCGAGAAGAGUAGAGGAAAAAGGGAUGUUCAAGUUGCACAGGCACAAGUUCGAUAGAUUGGACGACAGGGUCGAGUUCACAUUCUCCAAUUUCGAGGCAUUUCAGGUUCCUAGAGGAUGGGAGAAGCUUUUUCUUUCUAUCAUUUCUGUGGAGACUGGAAAAGCAAUUGCUAAGUCCAGCAAAACAACAGUACGUGGUGGAACUUGUCAAUGGGCUGAGACUUUGUCAGAAUCUAUAUUGGUUUCUCAAGAUGAUGCAUCAAAAGAACUUGAAGAAUGUCAAUUUAAAAUUGUUGUUUCCAUGGGAUCAGCUAGAUCUGGUAUUCUUGGAGAGGUUGUUUUGAAUCUAUCAGAUUAUCUAAGUUCAAGAGACUCUGGGCCUCUUUCGUUGUCACUGAAUAAGUGCAACUAUGGCACGAUUUUACAGCUCAGGAUCCAGUGUGCCACCAUAAAAUCUAAAUCAAGGGAUGGGAAUUCUUGGGGAGAAACAUCAUGUCUUCAAGAUCUAAAUACGAACAAUGAUGACAUGGACAACAAAUUAGAUGAAUCUGACAAUAUGUUCGAUAGAAGUGUGGGGUCUUCAUCAAGCAAUCAUUCGGGCACUACUUAUCCAAAUGAACUUGGAAAUAUGGACAGAAGUUUCUCAGCAUCAGGGUCACAUCGAAGUUCAAAUUCGGGGGAUAGUUUCAUAGGAAGGAUGAUUUUUUCUCCCAAAAACAACUUAAAUGGGGGAGCAUACAUGGGGAGACAAGAUUCAACUGACCCUCAUGUUAGUUCAACAUAUAGUGCACGUGCUGGUGAUGAUAUUUCUAAAUCAAAUCAGUCAUCGUUCAAUUCUAGAGUCUCAGGCUGCUCUAAUACAAAUCUGUGGCAAGAGAGUGCCACACAAACAUCCAUAAAUGGCCUUGCUGCAUUAUCAUUAAGACCCUCUGAUUCUGCUAAAGAUCUUCUUGAAACUGCUGAAGAAACUAUUGAGGAACUUCGUGAUGAGGCUAAGAUGUGGGAGAGACAUGCUCAGAAGUUAAAGCUUGAUGUUGGGGUACUAAAGAAGGAAUGUUCUGAAAAAUCCAAGCAUCAAGCAGACCUUGAAAUGAAUCUUUCAUCUGCAUACACUGAACGUGAUUCUCUGAGACAAGAGGUUGAACAAUUGAAAUCAUCAUUAGAGGAGUUAAUGAGCAAGAAAACAAAUAGUGAUACUGGCUCUGCCAAAAUUGAAAGUGUGCUCCGUGUGCAAAAGGAACUGGAGGAUGAGUUGAAGUUUCUGAAAGAAUCCAAUGCCGGUCUAACUCUACAGCUCAAGAAGAUGCAAGAAUCAAAUAUUGAGCUUGUUUCUAUUCUUCAGGAAUUGGAAGAGAUCUCAGAAAAACAGAGAUUGGAGAUAGAAAACCUUUCACAACAGAAUCAUGUAAGUGAACUUGAUGGGGACCUGAGGAGUCUAUCUUUAUCUGAUACUGAUACAGAAUGGAGAAGAAAACUAUCUCUAAAAGAAGAAGAAAUCAUCAAGUUAGAAGAGAAGCUGUCUGACAUGAUGAAUGCUCAACACAGUGAAAUGGUAUCUGGUGAAUGUCAUUCUGACCUGAUAAGAGAAAUCGAAGUAUUAAAAGCUAAAGUGCAGGAGCUAGAGAAAGAUUGUGCUGAACUUACAGAUGAGAACCUAGAACUCAUAUUUAAGGUGAAGGAAUUGAGCAAGGACAUAAAAGAAGGGAAGGGUUCUCCUGGUCCUAACUCUUCCGAGUCUGAAAUUGACUUACUUAAAUCAGAUAUACAUCAGCUGGAGGAGGAGCUCAAGAAGAAGGAAAUAUCAACAGAUGGAGAUACAGUUGAGCCAUCAACAACCAAGCUCAAGGACCUUGAGAGAAAAUGUGCUAAUCUUGAGUUUGAAAUACAACAUUUCAAGGAUCAAACAUGUGAUCUUGAGAUAAAGCUUCAAAAAAGCCAAGCAGAAAUGGAAGAAAAGAACUUAGAGUUAACUGAACUCCACCAAAAACUUGAAAACUUCCAUGCUACUGACUUGGGUCUUGACAUCAUUACUGAAAGAAGGGAAAUUGAAUCAUGGAGCACAUCAGAAAUGCUAAGAAUGUAUUCUGAGAUGAAUAAGCAACUUCAUUUUGCUCUCUCUCAUGUAAGAAACCUACGUUCUGAUGGUAACUCUGAUGGAAAUACAGAGUAUAUCUGUGAUCCUGAUUUUAUGGUUUCUAUCAGUACAGAUAUUAGCACUCUGAAGGAGCAGGCAGGGGUUAUGACAAAUAAGUUGCUUGAGUUGAAUGAGCUAUUAAGGGGCUGCAAGUCUAUAUUUCAAAAUAGAGACAUAGUCGCUGAGCAAGGAGGUGUUGAUUCUACUGAAACACAAGAGCAGCCAAAAGAUAACAGUUUGUUGGAACAAGAAAUUGAAAACCUGAAGGCAGAAAUGCAAUCCAGAAGCAACAGUAUUAGUGAAGAGUUAGAGGAAAGAAACUCUAAGAUGGAGGAGCUCAAGGUUGAGAUGUUGUUAAAAGAACAGGAAAUUGAUAUUCUGAAACAUUCCAAAAGGGAACUAGAAGAUAUUAUUUUUAAUCUUCAAAAUGAUAAAGGUCAGUUGGAAGAAGAUUUGGCAAUUGCACAUGGAGAAUGCAGUGUAACCUCUAAAUACUUGGAAGAUGUGCAUCAUGAUCUAAUGGAACUUACUAGCACGAUUGAUUCUCAUAUGUCUGCUAAUAAGAUGCUAGAAAGGAAGUCAAUUGAACUUGAAAGUUACAAAAAGGAGCUAGAGUUACAUAUAUCUGAGAUGGAACAACAGAAUGUACAAUUAUCAGAACAUAUAUCUGGCUUAGAAGCUCAAUUAAGACACUUGACAAAUGAGAAUGAAUUAACAAGGCUAGAACUAGAAGAUUCAAGGUCUCUUAUAAUGGAUCUUGAGGAUAAAAUUGAAAAAAAGGAAUCUAAAAUGGAAACACAAAAUGUGGAACUGAAACAAAAACUGCAGGAAUCGCAAAAACAGUUGUUUGAAGUGCAAGAGGAAUCAGAGGUUUUAAGGAGAUCCCAUUCUAAAUUACAAUCAAUGGUUGAGAGUCUUAUUGAAGAGUGCAGCUCGCUGCAGAAGUUAACUGAAGAUUUAAGGGGAGAAAAACUAGAGUCGCAUGAACGCAUUACACAUCUGGAGGUUGCAUUGGAUGAGUCACAGGCAAAGAGUUCUUACUUUCGUAAAAGAGUUGAGUUCUUGGAGGUAGAACUUUCCUCGUUGCAAAAUGAUAUUGCUUCAAAAGAGAAAUUACUGCUGUCAGAACUGGAAAGUAUUUUCCAAGAGCACAAGGAACAUGAAGAGGGAUUAAGACAGGCACAUAUCAUGUUGAAUAAGAUUCAAUCAGAAAAGGCAGUUGAAGUGGAGAAUCUUGAGAGAGAGUUUGCACACCUCACUGCACUGUUGUCAUCAAAACAUGAUGAACAAGAAAGAGCAGCAUUAGAUGCAGCACAUGAAGUUUCAUGCCUGCAAUCAGAUAAGGCUAAACUGGAAUGUAGUCUUCAGGAGGUCAAUGAGAAGGUUAAGCUGUAUGAGACUGAGGUACAAACUAUACGACAAGAUUCCAAAAAUAUGGUUCAAGGGUUAGUUGAUUUGCUUAAUGCAUCCAAACAGAGUGAGGAAAUGUUGAUGACUGACAUCAAGCAUAUGCAGAGACUAUUAGAGGAUGCCAAAUCUAGUGAAGAGAAAUUCAGAAACAUGGCAAAGGAACUGAAAUUAAAGAUUAAAGCUUCUGAUUAUGAAAAACAACAAACCGUGGAAGAGAUUUCUGGGUUAAAUGUUCAACUGCAAAAAAUAUCUCAUCUUCAGGAUGAAAUCUUGGUUCUUAAAACUUCUCUAGAUGAGGCAAAGUUUGAAAGGGGAAAACUAGAAGAGUUACUGCAGUCACUAACUGAAGAAUGUGAAGAAUUGAAAACAGAGAAAGUUUCUUUAAAGAAGAAAGUUGCAGACAUGCAGAAGGCUUUGUAUGAUGGCGAAGAUGAUAGAUGCAGUAGAAUUGCUUUGGAAGAAAAGCUUCUGAGACUGGAAAGCAGUCUGACUGCUCAAGAAGCAUCAUAUGCUUAUGAAGAUGAAUUGAAGAAUGAACUUCAUGCAGUCAAGAGAACAAACAAAGUGUAUCAAAGAGAAAUACAAUCACUUGAGCAGGAAAAAGAUGAGUUGAUGAGGAAAACACAACUAAUUGAGAGGGAACUGAUGAUGAAAAAUGAUCAUAACCAGGAUGACAAAAUUUCGAUUGAGAGUGGAAUAGAGCGGCAUACUAGUAAGCAUAAUAUGGAAAGGCAAUCACUAAAUUUUCAAAAUGGUGACCAUCAUUUCGAUGCUAGGGAACCAAAGACAUUGGGGGGAAACAAGCUUCAGGAUCAUAUGGGAAGGCCACAAGUCAGCAAAGAAGUUGACCUCGAAGCAAAGGUCCACUUACUAGAAAUUAGACUUGCUGAUGCUUUGGAAACAAAUACUACAUAUAAGGUGCAACUUCAGAGGUAGGUCAAUUCAUAUUUA